This is a messenger RNA of Electrophorus electricus (electric eel), 1737 nucleotides long. RefSeq names its product CDAN1 interacting nuclease 1 (gene cdin1). Lineage: Eukaryota; Metazoa; Chordata; Actinopteri; Gymnotiformes; Gymnotidae. Gene Ontology annotation, biological process: erythrocyte differentiation. The record is from RefSeq and is a predicted model, not a curated record. Gene Ontology annotation, cellular component: cytoplasm; nucleus.
CGCAGGGGAUGUUUUUAGCCAGCUUGGUGGCUAGCUCGCUAGCUUAGCCUAGCUGGCUAAGCUAAUGGUUAUUGGUGUGCCUUGUGCGAAGUGUGUUUGAAAAAUUAAAGCUCCCGCAGUUCCCCUUUCCCGUCCGUUUCUUUACUGAUUGAAAAAAAAGGAAAAGUGCGACUAUAACUAGGGUGUAGGUAAAUAAAAUCAAGUGCGGUAAUUCUAUCAACUGCAAAGCCAAGGCGUAAUGAGAUAUGCUCCUCCAGUUCAGUGUGAAUUUACCUAUGGAGUAGCUAGGUUGGUUGAUAAGCAAGAUGAAACUUUGUAGAGCAGAAUACAAAACAAUAGUAAAGUUCACUGAACAGCUUCGGCCUACUCGACAGUGUAUGAAGAUGCUGAAAGAUAAAUUUCCCAAUCACUCGCAGUCCACUCUUCUGAGCAUCUUCUCCCUGGAGUACCAGAAAAGAAUGAAAAGAAGUCUUGUGAAACACCACACCCCAGACGUCAUUGAAGACUACUACCAGAGGUACCGUGGUGAAGCCGCGAAACGUCCUGCAGACCCUGUCAUGCUGGAGUUAGCCAACGAGGUGGACCUGUCUCCAUCUCUCCUGGCUCGACUACUGCUGGAACGCUUCCUGGAGGAGCAGGAGGGUGCAGUGUCCUCCAAGCAAGUCUUAAACAGCAUGUUGCGGGAACCAUCUUUAAUCCCAGACCUGCAGUUAGCCAGACAUGUAGACCAGUGCACUAUAAAUGACUGCUGUUAUGGGCCGCUGGUAGACUGCAUCAAACAUGCUAUCGGCCAGGAGCACGAGGAGCUUCUCCGGGAGCGGCUUCGGGAGAGGAGGCUGUCUUUUUUAGAUGAGAAUCAGCUACGGGCCAAAGGUUAUGACAAGACCCCGGAUAUUAUUCUAGAGGUCCCUAUCGCUGUUGAAGGCCACAUCGUGCACUGGAUCGAGAGCAAAGCCUCGUUCGGGGAUGAGCACAGCCAUCGCACCUACCUCAACGAGCAGUUCUGGAGCUACUGGAACAGGUUUGGCCCGGGAAUGGUGAUCUACUGGUACGGCUUCCUAGCAGAACUGGACUGCCAGCGGGACAGAGGCAUCCUGCUCAAAGACUGCUUCCCCUCGGACAUCGUAACCCUGUGCUACAGCAUGGGGUCGUGCUGACGUCGGCCAGGGGUGACACCUAGGCUGGGAGGGGCGGCGGGCCACGGCAGCCUGCACCGGUGAAGACAUGAAUCCGGAAGCAAUUUAGCCUUCCUGCUGUGCGAGACUACUGGCAAAAAUCUGCCCUGAACUCCAGUCGACCUCCCCGGCGUCGUGCCGGGAUAGUGCCUCCUGAUUUUGCGCAGAGGCGUGGACUGACCCCAGGCUGCCUGUGCCCUGUAGCCCUGCAGGAGCAGAGGGGGCAGCUAGUGCUUCUUAUCACUGCCCUUCCCCUCGUCACACUGCCCCCUCUUGCCGCGUGGCGGGGGGGCUACUCGUCGGCCUUAUCGGCCCGCUUCUCCGCGCUUUCUCUCUCCGGCUCUGACAGGGCGUGGCCUCUUUGGAAGCCCAUUUGCUGACGCUCUUCUUUCCCUGUGUACUGUUUUUGAUUCAGGAUGUCUCGCACGUUUGCCGUGUGUCAGGGCAGUUUGAGUGAUGGUGGUCUUUAACUCCCAGUGGUGUUUUUUUUAAACCGUAUUUCACGUAUUUGUUUAACUCCCCUUCAAAGCAAAGUUCAAUAAAAGCAACAGUCAAAUAAUGA